AUGUUCAGGCCACAGAUUAAAUGCAAUCGAAAGUGUUACCUGGAAUUACAUUCCUCACACUUACUACAAUUUGGUCGUCGAACUGUUAGCAUUCGGUGCAAAAACAGACGUGACGUAUACUGUGAGAAAGCUAGCAAGACGAUAAAACUGGACGAAGGCGAAUGGCAUAUCAUACGACGUGUGGAUGAUGCGGAGCCGUCGUUCGAAUUGCACCAUCCACAGACUGGUCGAAUAUAUCGUUAUAUAUGUAAAAGUGAAAAGACUGUACUGGAAUGGUAUUCAUCAAUCCGGCGAAUAAUGCAAAAUGCAAUACCUCGAACACCGUCCAAUUUAAUCACUUUUGAUUAG
Molecule: messenger RNA, 348 nt
Organism: Gongylonema pulchrum
Lineage: Eukaryota; Metazoa; Nematoda; Chromadorea; Rhabditida; Gongylonematidae
Source: the annotation of a GenBank genome assembly